This is a messenger RNA of Python bivittatus (Burmese python), 1697 nucleotides long. The record is from RefSeq and is a predicted model, not a curated record. Lineage: Eukaryota; Metazoa; Chordata; Lepidosauria; Squamata; Pythonidae.
AUGCUGGGCGAACUGAAUUCUCAAAAGCGGAGUCACUUUCAGCUGAGCAAAUCCAAGGCUGCAGAGGCGAUGGACAGACUGAAAACCAGUCGCAAAGCCGCGAGGGAGAAAAAUGUCAAGAGGAGGAGAGGAACCCAUGGAGAGCAAAGGGUUGAAAUCCACAAACUCCGCCAAGGCGAGAACCUCAUUCUGGGCUUCAGCAUCGGAGGUGGCAUCGACCAGGACCCUGCUCAGAAUCCCUUCUCAGAGGACAAGACUGACAAGGGCAUUUACGUCACUCGAGUGACAGAAGGCGGACCUGCAGAAAUGGCUGGGCUUCAGGUUGGAGACAAAAUCAUGCAGGUUAACGGAUGGGAUAUGACCAUGGUGACUCACGACCAAGCCCGCAAGAGGCUGACGAAGCGGAAUGAGGAGGUGGUCCGGCUCCUGGUGACAAGACACUCUCUGCAGAAGGCUGUGCAGCAGUCAAUGAUGUCCCAGCCGUGCCACUGAGUUGGGGCCAAUGAUGGUCUUCAGAACAGGGUGGAGAGAUGUUGAACGUGGACCGCAGAUCUAUCCUCUGGCGAUCUGAUGCAGAGAAGCUUUCAGCAAAGGACACCCCCACCCCACCACACCUAUGCAAAGAUGGCUCUGUCCCCACCGAAUUCAUGGAGGGCACCUCUAGGUGCAGUUUGAUGCCCAUCCGGAUCAAAGACCUUGGGCAUCAAACUGCAACUAGGGGAUACAGAAACGUAUGGGUAAGAGCCAGCUUCUGAUCCACUGUGACCACCUUUUGCCUAAGAGCUUGUGGAGAGAGACCGGGCUCAGCUUUUGUCCCAGAGAUGCUCCGGUGGAUUCAGUUCUUAAAUUCCUUUUUCAUAAGAAAGCCACAUCGAGUUUGCUAAAAAAGAUGGCCCCGUAAUUAACUGUUUCAGUCUUGUUACCCAGACCAAAGUUUUUAUUGCUGGUAUCUGGAACCCUGCACCAGGCUGUGUUCAGAGGUACCCAACCGUUGCCUUUCUGAGGGUUCCACAGAGGAAGACCAAGAAGCCAUGACCGAUGGGCAUUUGAAAUUGGCUCCCUUCUCCAGCAGCGUAUAGCAAGCGAAGGUGAAUGUAGCUUUGGUGGCCUUAAGUCUUCAUUUGCCUGGGACUCUGCUCAGCCAGAAUUCCUGUUAACCAUAAUCUGUCUGGAGGGAGAGAGGCCGAUGUUAGGGACUUCUAUUACACCAAUAAGCGGUCUUAGACGUUCUCGAGUCACGUUCUGCCUGACGGCCACGGUUUUUGACUCUUGAGUUUGUGUCCUGACUUUCCAAAGUUAGCUUCUAAUCACGACUUUUGUGCCAAUUUCUCCAAAUUCUUCCUGAAGAUCUUUUAUACGUCUUGUAAAUAAUACCCCCCUCCCAACCUUUGUAUCACUAACUUAUUUCAGUAUAUUACUGCUCUUUUACUUGUGCACUGAUUUGGCUUCAGUGCCCUUAAAUCUCAGCCUGUCGUGAUGAAAGAAGGUUGCAUUCAAACAGUUCUACCCGUUUCUCAUGACUGUGGCUUGUCCUUCUGUCGCAGAAAUUGCUGUGGGACAGUAUCUUUUGACAAGAUUGAAACUUCCAAAGCCUUGUGUUUUUGUAGUACCCAAUCACAUCAGAUUAGUUGGGAGGUAAAGAUACCAACUGCUGCUGCAUAUCAUUUUACACAAAAUAAACUUAGCUGGCCUUUGGA